AGUCAAGCUUUCCCUCUCUUUAUUUUCCAACCUUUUACACAUCGCGCUUCUGAAAUUCAUUCCGAAGAAACCAAAGUGGUCGCACGCUCCCUAAAUUUCCCAAGCUUUCCCGCUCUUUACCUUUUGCCGCAGAGCCAUGGUGUACAUUGCCUCAUGGGAUGAAUUCGUCGAGCGUUCUGUGCAAUUGUUCCGUUCCGAUCCCAAUUCCACGCGGUACAACAUUAAGUAUCGGCACUGCGAUGGGAAACUGGUUCUCAAGGUCACCGAUAACCGUGAGUGUCUCAAAUUCAAGACUGACCAGGCACAGGAUGCCAAGAAGAUGGAAAAACUCAACAACAUAUUCUUCGCACUGAUGGCCCGGGGACCUGAUGUGGAUAUAUCGGAAGUCACAGGCAAGGAGCAGGCUGAUGCACAGCCAACCAAGAAAGGGAGGGGGAGGAAGCAAUGACUUCUCAUUGAAUACUGCACGGAUAGAUCAACCACAUGUGGGAGUGAGAUUCAAACGUUUGAUGUUUGGUCAAGGUAUCUUGCCUUUAAUUUGGAUUGACAAAAAUUUAUAGUUCAUGAGAUUAAAUCGUUGUAGUUGUUUAUUAAGAUGUUAAAUAUUUUGCCUGGUUUUUAAGCAUAAAAUAUUAGUGUUAGAACAAUUCAACUGUUUCAUGAAGGGUUGAAUUUCAUGUUUGUUUGCACAUUCAUGAUUGUUAGAAACGUAUUACAAGGAACCCAAAAUUCAAAAUUCCAAAAA
Molecule: messenger RNA, 745 nt
Organism: Cucurbita pepo subsp. pepo (vegetable marrow)
Lineage: Eukaryota; Viridiplantae; Streptophyta; Magnoliopsida; Cucurbitales; Cucurbitaceae
Product: signal recognition particle 9 kDa protein
Biological process (GO): SRP-dependent cotranslational protein targeting to membrane; negative regulation of translational elongation
Cellular component (GO): signal recognition particle, endoplasmic reticulum targeting
Molecular function (GO): 7S RNA binding
Source: RefSeq, a predicted model, not a curated record